GACGCGCCAUGGCAGCAUCCAAAGGGGACAGCCGCGCUGAAGCGCGGCUGUUAUGGAUACACAGCCACGCGUGCGCCGUCGUCACGCGGACGGCUGUACGCCGUGCCAUGAAUGAGGGCGCGCCGUCGCCGUCGCAACGCAGCUGAGUGACGUCCUGGCAGAUAGAACAAACCAGGUGUGAGCACUGUCUUUCCAAAGUUACACUGAAGCCGUUGGAGGAAAGGUCGGACCUCAGGCCUUCCCGCGGCACCAACUACUGACGGCGGAUUUGCUCACAGAUCCUUCACAGCUGUUUCAAAGAACCAUUCUGUGAUUCUAUGAUCUUCCAGGACCCUUCCAAGCCACACCAUCCUGUGGUUCUAUCAUCUUCCAGGACUCUUCCAACACAAACCAUUCUAUGGUUCUGUGAUCACUAAGGAACCUCCCAAGCCACGCCGUCCUGCAGUUCUAUGAUCUUCCAGGACCCUCCUGUGCGGGUGAUGUCACAAUGAUGUGAUGACCUCACAGAGGCCCUGGGGUGGGGCAGGGGCAGUGGGUCAGCGCUGAACCUGCCUGCCUCAUUUUGCGGUUGGUUCUGGUCCAGCGAGGAGCUGUGCGAGUGGUGCAGCAAUGCGGGCCCAGUUUGCCAGCGGGACAUUAACAGAUCUGCAGCGUGUGAAUCUGCUGGAGGAGCUGCUGCAGGCUCAUGAGCGCGCCGUGGAGAAGCGCAAGGCUGAGGCCAGGGAAUCCUUGAUGAAGGAUGCCCAGCAAAUACGGGCAGAAAGAACAGCUGCCAGGAAGGAGGAUCUGGAGCAGGUAGGGUGGAGCUGGGGCUCGUCCUCAGAGCUCAGUGCACUCACAGCUUUGGCUCUGUGGGAGGACCUUGGUCCCCAUCCCUCGGGUCCGUGGGGCCCAGCGCAGCCACCCCACAUGGCACAGCCAUUGUCUUUGCAGGAGAAGCAGUUCAUUGCCCAGCUGGAAGAUCAGCUGAAGGCUGAGACAGAGGAGAUCGAGGUGCUGCGCCAGGAAAGACAGCGCCUGCAAGAGGAGCGGGAGGAGCUGGAGCUGGAGGGUGCCUGGCAGCAGCAUCAGCUGGAGCUGGAGGCAGCCCACGUGCCUGGGGCUGUGCUGCCGGAGCUGGUGGAAGCAGAGCUGGAGAAGGCUGAGCGGGCGAGGAGACGUGGGCUCGCCUUCUGGAUGAAGUAAGUAUCCCCUCAUUGCCCUGUGCCCAGCCGGCAGCAGCCGGGCUCCCGGCAGUGGGCUGAUGGCCUGGACCCCGCUGCAGCCGGCACGGCUCCCGGGUGUCCCCUUUGGCGCUGUGUGGGGCUGUGCUGCCGUGGGGUCGGAACGCCUCAUUCCUGGCCCUCUUUUGCCCCCCAGGAUGAUCUGCCUCAUCUUCGUCAGCCUCCUGCUGCUGCUCAUUGCCAUGCUGGGCUCUGCAGUGCUGUACGCCCAGAACUAUGACCAGGAGCUGUUGUAUCGGCUCCUGCUGCGAGUGCUGCCCCAGGCAAUGUACGCUUCCCCGGCGUACUUUGCGAGCAGGAGCCUGCGUGUGGUCUGUGAUGGGCUGCUGCCCAUCUGACCGCCCCUCUCAGUCCCCCCUCCCAGCUCGGGGCUGCGCGGUGGGGCGCGGCGAGAGGGCUCUGUCCCCACGGAAGGGGCCUCUCCUGUGCUCCUGCCCCCAGGGGCGCAGAGGCACAGCUGUGGGGCAGUGCCAGCAGGCGGCUGAGUGCCACCACUUUGGACUUACAAAUAAGUUGUACUGUCGUCGUGAGUCGUCAGCUGAACACCACCACCUCCGACGACCCAUCAGGCUGAAGAUCUGCACCUGACACCAGGACGUGGCUUCUUGGAUUCUUUGAGUCUUCGUAGCACCCAUUUCCUACAGCUGGUUACCUCGAAGGCUUAUGAAUUGUAAUUAGCCCAUUAGGCAACGUUACCUCCAAUGGGCUGUUGUCAGUUGUUAAGAACGCUGUCAAUAAAUGGAUGUGUACUAUU
This is a messenger RNA of Gallus gallus (chicken), 1977 nucleotides long. Its product is annotated as trichohyalin-like. The record is from RefSeq and is a predicted model, not a curated record. Bases 610 to 1185 code for a protein of 191 amino acids. The transcript is spliced from 6 exons. Lineage: Eukaryota; Metazoa; Chordata; Aves; Galliformes; Phasianidae.